GGGAAAGGAGGGGACCUGUCACAGGUAGAGGGAGCCGCGGAGCUCCCCAGGUAACCCCGAGGAGAGAACGCGAUCUGCCUCCGGAGCUUUGUCACACAGGUGCGCGGUGCCUACGUCGGCCUCGAGUCUGGGGCUGGAGGAGUUGCCUUUGGAGCCCGAAAGGAGGAAGGAAGCAAAAUAUCAACAACCGUCGAGGCGGCUUGGGCGCUCGGCCGCGUCCCCGCCGCCCGCCGCCGCCGCCCCCGCGCACACCAGGGGGUCCGGGCCCUGCGGCGCCGCCCAGGCCGCGUGGACGCGGUGCCUUCGCUGUUCCCCGCCGGAGCUGCUGCUUCGCGCAGCCGAGGAUACCGCGGGCCGGGCCGAGGCUCCCGGCGCCGUGACAACCCCGUUCCCCCGCGGGCUGGAGCCUGUUCACAGGUGUUCUACAGACCAUGAAAUAGGCCCAGACAUUCAUGAGCACAGUGUGAGGCUCCUGACCACCACCCAGCAGCCCUUUCCUCUCUGGCACUAAGGACCCCCCAGAGAAGAUGGGGAGGAAAAAGAUUCAGAUCCAGCGAAUCACUGAUGAGCGGAACCGCCAGGUGACGUUCACCAAGCGCAAGUUUGGACUGAUGAAGAAGGCGUACGAGCUGAGCGUGCUGUGUGACUGCGAGAUCGCGCUCAUCAUCUUCAACCACUCCAACAAGCUGUUCCAGUACGCCAGCACCGACAUGGACAAGGUGCUGCUCAAGUACACGGAGUACAACGAGCCGCACGAGAGCCGCACCAAUGCUGACAUCAUAGAGUCAUCUGUUCCGGCCCCCAACUUUGCCAUGCCUGUCACAGUGCCCGUGUCCAAUCAGAGCUCCAUGCAGUUCAGCAAUCCCAGCGGCUCUCUGGUCACUCCUUCCCUGGUGACGUCAUCCCUUACGGACCCACGGCUCCUGUCCCCCCAGCAGCCAGCACUACAGAGAAACAGUGUUUCUCCGGGCCUGCCUCAACGACCUGCUAGUGCAGGAGCCAUGCUGGGUGGAGACCUCAACAGUGCUAAUGGUGCCUGCCCCAGUCCCGUGGGGAAUGGCUACGUCAGCGCCCGAGCUUCCCCUGGCCUCCUCCCUGUGGCCAAUGGCAACAGCCUAAACAAAGUCAUCCCUGCCAAGUCUCCGCCCCCACCCACCCACAACACCCAGCUUGGAGCCCCCAGCCGCAAGCCUGAUCUGCGGGUCAUCACUUCCCAGGGAGGCAAAGGGUUAAUGCAUCAUUUGACUGAGGACCAUUUAGAUCUGAACAAUGCCCAGCGCCUUGGGGUCUCCCAGUCUACCCACUCGCUUACCACCCCAGUGGUUUCCGUGGCAACACCAAGUUUACUCAGCCAGGGCCUCCCUUUCUCCUCCAUGCCCACUGCCUACAACACAGAUUACCAGCUGUCCAGUGCAGAGCUGUCCUCCUUACCAGCUUUCAGCUCACCUGCCGGACUGGCACUAGGCAAUGUCACUGCCUGGCAACAGCCCCAGCAGCCUCAGCAACCACAGCAACCACAGCCGCCACAGUCACAACCACAGCCGCAGCCACAGCAGCCACAGCAGCCACCUCAGCAACAGCCCCACUUGGUCCCCGUAUCGCUCAGCAACCUCAUCCCAGGCAGCCCCUUGCCCCAUGUGGGUGCUGCUCUCACGGUCACCACCCACCCGCACAUCAGCAUCAAGUCAGAACCAGUGUCCCCAAGCCGUGAGCGCAGCCCUGCACCUCCUCCGCCAGCUGUGUUCCCAGCUUCCCGCCCUGAUCCUGGUGAAGGUCUCAGCAGCCCAGCUGGAGGAUCCUAUGAGACCGGGGACCGGGAUGAUGGACGGGGGGACUUUGGGCCCACGCUAGGCCUGCUGCGCCCAGCCCCAGAGCCUGAGGCUGAUGGCUCAGCUGUGAAGAGGAUGCGGCUAGAUACUUGGGUACUGUAAUAUUGCCCUUCUGUCUGCCGGUGUCUGCAUCACCCAGGGACUGUCCCACAUGCACUCAGCCUGCUUUCUUUCCCACCUGAGGCCUUGUGGCCAGCAUUCCUUUUGGGUCAGUACUCACAGCCCUUGACUCCUUCCAUGCAGUAUUGUGCCCUGCUCAGUGACCUCCAGCUGGCCUUGCCCUAAAGUUUUGCCCCUUGGGAGAGGGUUGGGUGCAUCCUGUAGGCCAAGCUGCCCCUCAUACCACCUUCUCCGUCUCCUCUCUUCACAGACAUUAAAGUGACGGCUCCCACUCCCUCCUCUCAGCCUCCCUGAUGAAGAGUUGACAAUCUCACCGCCUACCCCUCCCUGUCCUGGGCUCCUCCCGCUCGACCCCCACUUCCUUUCUUCUGCUCCAUGUCCUGUUGAUGGUUACAUUUGUGUAUAAUUAUAUUAUUAUUAUUAUUAUUAUUAUAUUUUUAAAUUCGAAUUCUCGCUUUAGAGAGAGGGUUGCUCUUGCCCCUUUCUUGGCCCCACCAUUUUCACUGGUGGGGGGACUCUCUUUAUUGCGGGAAAGGGGGGGACACUUUGCACGUUGUACACAUAUGCUGCAGGAGGGGGGGUAGGCCUUGGAGAAGGACAGGUGCCGAGCCCUGCAUGUGGAGCCCUCACAUCCCAUUCCCAGAUAGACGUAAAGAACCAAAAACUAUCCAACAACAAAAACCCCAGAGCUGGCUUGAUGUUGGGUUUGCGUCUCAGGGACAGGAAGGGACAGACUUUGCUUCGGGCUGUUCAUGGCUAAUACCCAUCUUGGUCCCUCCAGCUUCCUGCGUACACACCACACUUACUGGUCCUGUGUGAUGCACCCCAAGAUCUGGGUUCUAGGAAGGCUGCCUGGGAAUCUGAGGCCAGGGCAGGGACUUGAGGUAGGAGCCUCUUUGGAAGUAACAUUGGAGAGACAGCUGUAGAAAGAGGGCUGAUGAGGGCAGAAGGACUGGGUGUGGCAAGUCGGGACCCUACCCCUGGCUUUUCCUUUAAGAUGUACAGUGCAAUAGCUCCCCAUCCUUCAGCCUACCCCAGCCCUAGAAAGUUGGCCAUGUACUGGAAGAGUUGGGGAGAGGACCUUCAGUGGAGUAGCUCCAGGUUGGACCAGGGUCAUCCUUUGGUUCCUUGGGGCAUUAAGGGCAGGAGGCCUGUCAGGGGCAGGCAUGGGGAGGGUACCUCUGCUAUGUGCACCACACCCAGAAGAGUGCACGCUGGGCGCACAGCAUGGUCCAUGGAGCUAGAGGGCCCUAUUGAUGCGGCCCCUGAGGCCCCUCCCCAGUCCUCCUAACUCCUGCCCCGACCCACCUCCCAGCUUUUUUGCCCAUCUCGCUACCUCCUGUCCCUCCACCUCCAGGCCACGCCCCAAACCUGCCCUCUUGCUACUGUAAUUGUAAAUAGCAACCUUCCAAAAUGUUAGUGGUUAACAGUCCAGGAAACUGUUGUGUUUGUUGUUGUUGUUGUUGUAUUGAUAUGAAAUGAGAUUCUAUUUUUGUCAAAGUAUAUUGUAAUAAUAAUGACUCAAAUGGCCCGUACUGUACAGAUGGGAUUCUUCUGCUGUUCUUGCCUUGCUCUCCCAGGCUUGUGCUUUGUCGCCUCCUCAGUGGGGCUGCAGGCAAGCACCCAGGGGAGGGGAAGGGAGACAGCACACACUCCCAUGGGUAGAGUAAGACAAUGCUCAGUGCUGUAGGAAGAUGGUCUUUGCCCACCUGUGACCCAGCCUUUUGGAGUAUUUUGACACUUGCUGCAGGGAAGAAGCCAGAAGCAGAGGGGUGUGAGCAUGCUCGUGGGGGCGUUUCUGGGUGCACCCUGUAUUUAUGAGAUUGUGUGCAGCUGUGCGGAUGUACCUUUGAGUGCCUCUGAGUCCAGUGGGUGUAUUCGUAAAUCUUAAGUGACUCAGGCUCCAGGGGCCUCUGUGUCUGUGUGGCUGGGUGUAUUUACACAAGGAUAGGUGGCUUCCAGCUCUGUGCUUCUCACUGCCCUCUUCCCUGGGCUGCUCUCAGUCCUGAAACAUUUGUACUAAAGUUAUAGGGAGUUGCUAGUUGACCAUCCCACCUCUCCCCACAGCCUACCUCCACCAGGGCCUCACUCUGGGAGCUCUGCCUCCUUAUGGCUGUCUGCUAGUCCUAGCCAGACCAGUUCUGACCCUGGAGUUCUGACUUGUUUGUGGACAAACUCAAGUUCCUCCUCCUCCUGGGAGCUCUGCCUUCCCAGGCAGGCAACCCUCUUUUACCCAGGGUUUUACCCCGGUAGCUGACCAGGUAAGGCGGUCAAACAUGUGUCCUGCCUUCUCACCCCUCCUCACAGUUCCUAGAGGGAGUUUUUAAGACUUGCCUAAGGCCUUGACGGGAGCCAGGGUGUAGUCCUGUGCACAUACACUCCCCUUAAAAGUGGCUGGCACAUUGUAGGCCCUCAGCAGAUGCUGAAUGGGCGAAUGAUAGGUGCUCAAUAAACAUGGAAUCACUGGCCUCUUCUCAGGCUGAGCGUGGCCACCAUCACACAGAGCUGGGGUGAGGCCCCUGACGUUCACAGUGUGCUGCUCAUCAGUGUGCAGUCUGCUUCCCGAAUGCAAACCUGGCUUCUGAUUGCCAUGUAUAGGUGUGUGGUGUGUGUGUGUGUGUGUGUGUGUUCAUCCCUGUCCCUGACAGUAGGGACAGUCUGUGAGUGAAUAUGUGACAUUUCUGCAGUUCAGUAUCUCCAGGAUUCUCCUGGGGCUAUGUAGGGGCUUCUGGCUGGCCAGGUAAAUUGAUCCCUGGGAACCCAGACCUCAAAUGGGGACUUAUUUUCUUCCUCUCACAAGCCAAAUUUGCCUCCUAUUCACUUCCUCUGCAAAACUGGGUAUUUGCCAAAGUAGCCUCUGGCGCCAUCCAGUGCCCUUCCCACCCAGAUCUCCCUCGGCUUUCAGGGACAGUGGGACCAAGGGCCACCCCCACAUGCCUCAGUGGAACACAUUCCCUCCACCCCAGCAGUGCACUCAACGUCCCUCCCCUCGGACAGGAAGGAAGAAAGAUGCCCCUUCUCUUGCUGGUUAUUUAUUCGGAGAGACGGAAACGAUGUGAAAGUGUCUAAAAGUCUCUCUAUCUCUAUAUUUUUAACUGACUCUCUGGAACCCCCUGUGGGGGAAUGUAGGCUUUCCUGGAGGCUGGGAGUUCCUGGUUCUGUCCCCUUCUGCCUCCUGCUUAUGCAGAGGGAUGAGAUUUAAUGGGGCAAGAGAGCUAAGAUUCCCAAGAAGAAUCUGAAUUCUCUACCCCAUUCAAGUCCCAGAGAGAGGGAAGUAGGGAGGGGUGGGGCCAGCCAAGAGGCGACCCAUCCCCAAACUUGACAAUCACCCACACUCCUGGCUCCUGGGUCUUGGGCAGGUGAGCCCAAGUGUGUGGCUGUUGAUUUGUUUCAUUAUUUCUUUCCGUGCUGUACGGUGAUGCUUUCUAGUAUUCUGCACAUUAAGAAAAGACAAAGUCCUUGAGAUUCUUACGAGUUUGGUUUGAAAACUCUUUCACUAUAUUUGUUGUAAAGAGGUUUACUAUUAAAAGAAAAAAGAACACGUUUCUGAUA
This is a messenger RNA of Alexandromys fortis (reed vole), 5501 nucleotides long. RefSeq names its product myocyte enhancer factor 2D (gene Mef2d). Bases 528 to 1931 code for a protein of 467 amino acids. The record is from RefSeq and is a predicted model, not a curated record. Gene Ontology annotation, biological process: positive regulation of transcription by RNA polymerase II. The transcript is spliced from 11 exons. Lineage: Eukaryota; Metazoa; Chordata; Mammalia; Rodentia; Cricetidae. Gene Ontology annotation, molecular function: RNA polymerase II cis-regulatory region sequence-specific DNA binding; protein dimerization activity; DNA-binding transcription factor activity, RNA polymerase II-specific.